Messenger RNA from Caenorhabditis remanei, 372 nucleotides. RefSeq lists its product as uncharacterized. The record is from RefSeq and is a predicted model, not a curated record. Bases 1 to 372 code for a protein of 123 amino acids. The transcript has 2 exons. NCBI's taxonomy places the organism in Eukaryota, Metazoa, Nematoda, Chromadorea, Rhabditida, Rhabditidae.
AUGUUCUGGAAGAUUCUGGUAAAUGAGACGAACUUCGAGAAGAACUUUCCAAGACCAGAAGUUGAUGAUUUGAACCAUAUAAAAGCUUGGGAGAAGGAUAGAAUGAAGAGUUCAUCAAAAAUUUUGAUUCUGGCGAAGACGAAUCUAAGGAUUGUGUUCUUCUUGGCUGUCAUCUUUGGCGCACUGUGGAGUUACGACAUUCUGUUCAAAGAUAAUUGUGAACCAAUCGUUCUUUUUUCUGUCUUCUUCUUCUGCAUUGUCGCAUUAGUCUGUUAUUUUGUGUCAUUCAUUGGAACAUUUUAUAUUCAUGUAGUCUCAUUUCUCUCGAAAUUAGAUCAGAAGUCGAAAGCUUCUUUGAAUCGAGUCAUGUAA